Molecule: messenger RNA, 1252 nt
Organism: Manduca sexta (tobacco hornworm)
Lineage: Eukaryota; Metazoa; Arthropoda; Insecta; Lepidoptera; Sphingidae
Product: pancreatic triacylglycerol lipase
Exons: 6
Coding region: 157-1170 (337 amino acids)
Molecular function (GO): lipase activity
Source: RefSeq, a predicted model, not a curated record
UGGAAUAAAUGAUUACUCAUACCAUUCUAGAAUCAAUAGCAUAAAUUUAUUAAAUAUCGUGUUAUAAAUCAUUUAUAAUUUAUCUGGAUUAUUAUAAUCAGUGGUAUUAGAUUACUGCAAAUUUAUAUUUCGAUGGACCUGUGAUACACUCACAUCAUGGCCAUCUUCAAAUACACAGCUUUACUCGUUCUAUUUGUUGGAACCUGCUUGGCGUUGCCAAGUCCAGCACUGCAAAAGCUAGAUGAUGGAUUUCGGUAUCAAUACGCAGAGGAUUCUGAUGGCAACAUUCACCUCGUCGACACGUGGCUGACUUUAGACGAUGUUGCUGCAGCGGCGAGAUAUGAUCCAGCACGUUCUAACGUCUACCAUUUGUUUACUAGAAACAAUCCGACUAUUAGUCAGCCGUUGCUGAUGGGAAAUGCUGGUGUUCUGGCAUCGAGUAACUACAGAAGCAAUAGGCGAACGAUUGUACUACUGCAUGGUUGGAGGAACUCGGCCACGUCUGAUUUUAAUACCGUACUUAUUCCUGCGUUCCUUGCCGCCGAAGAUGUAAACAUCAUUGUGGUCGAUUGGAGUGUUGGUGCCAGUUCCUUAAGCUACAGACUUGUGAUUGCCAACACAAUAGCAUCAGGCAGAGCCGUCGCAGACUUCAUCUCGUGGAUCAACCAACAGACUCAAGCUAGUUUAGUGCAGUACCAUAUCGUCGGUCAUGGCUUUGGCGGGCAUCAAGCGGGUAUUAUCGGUAGAAAUUUAGGAGGACAAGUUGCUUAUAUUACUGGCUUGGACCCAGCUCUCAUAGGAUGGGUGAACAACGUCAACCGUUUCCAACCUCAAGACGGUCGCUACACGGAAGUUAUUCACACUAAUUACGGCAUUAACGGAUAUUUGGGAGAUCUGGCACAAGUUGACUUUUACCCCAACGGUGGAAUAUCAAUGCCAGGUUGCGAUUCCCAUGCCUGUGACCACGCCAGGAGUUUCUUCUAUUUUGCUGAGUCCCUCGUAUCAGGUGGCUUCACUGGGAGACAGUGUAUAAAUUAUUACGCUGCUGUUCUUGGCAUGUGUGAUGUUCUACCUGGCAGGCUUCAGAUGGGUGGACUGAGACCUAAAUUUGGAAGCGCUGGCGUGUACCUCUUGGAAACAAACGCCGCACCUCCAUUUUCAAAAGGAUAAAGAGAAAAUGAUUAAUUUGUUGAGAUUUUAUUUAUAAAAACAACUUAAAUAUACUUGAAUAAUACGAUCUUAAAGCAAUAAA